Molecule: messenger RNA, 435 nt
Organism: Caenorhabditis remanei
Lineage: Eukaryota; Metazoa; Nematoda; Chromadorea; Rhabditida; Rhabditidae
Exons: 2
Coding region: 1-435 (144 amino acids)
Source: RefSeq, a predicted model, not a curated record
AUGACUGAUAAAGAAGAAUCGAAGAAAAGUGCUCGAAGUCUCGUGAGCAGUAGCAGUGGUGGAGAGGGUGAUGAGUUGGAAGGAGCUAGUGGAACUGCUGUUCGAAUGAGAAAGAAGUCGAAGAAGAGAGCAAAGAAGUCUUCCAAAACCAAUUCGAAGACUCGAAAAGACGAUGUGCCAGCAUGUGAUACCGUAGAGAAAGUGUCGAUGAAAUCAGGAAAUGAAACAUCUCAAUCCGAAUGGCUCAACGAUAUUCUUCAAGAGGAUGCACCGAAACCUCCGUCUCGUUGGCAAUCAAUUGUUGGUUUCAUGGAUAAUUACAAGUAUCCGAUCAUGGCUAGCGUCGUUUUGGCUGGUGUUCUCGUCUACUUCUCGGUCAGAAAGACGGCGAGAGCUGGAGCGAAAUGUCCGUUUACUGGGAAGACGAGUGCUUAG